Messenger RNA from Wickerhamiella sorbophila, 4101 nucleotides. RefSeq names its product Transcription factor tau subunit. Lineage: Eukaryota; Fungi; Ascomycota; Dipodascomycetes; Dipodascales; Trichomonascaceae. Gene Ontology annotation, molecular function: DNA binding. The transcript has a single exon. Bases 1 to 3648 code for a protein of 1215 amino acids. The record is from RefSeq and is a predicted model, not a curated record. Gene Ontology annotation, cellular component: transcription factor TFIIIC complex. Gene Ontology annotation, biological process: transcription initiation at RNA polymerase III promoter; 5S class rRNA transcription by RNA polymerase III.
AUGGAUCCUGGUCGUGUCGUCGAGCAGGUCGUUCAUGAUCUCGCUCUGAGGGGCGAGAAAGGCUCCACGUUAGAGGAAUUCUGGGAGCUCGGACAGAGCAUAAUUGGACAGCCUCUCGACCAAGUUUUUCAGUCUGCUCUGUGGCGAUGGGUUACUGCAGAUAAACGCGUUCUUGUAACAAACCGGGAUGGAAUGCCUGUCUCUGUUUCAGACAUUAACAACCCUGAAUCGCUCAAAAUACAAGAUGAAAUUGUGGUCAAGACUGUCGAAGAGUAUCUAUGGCUAGCCCUCACAGGUCAGCAACAGGCUGAUAGCCCCAUUGGUGUAAUGGCUUUCAAACUCCUUUGCGCAGUCUGUAGGGCUCGUUCUGCUGGCAUGUCUGCAAUUGAGUUGAGUCGCGAAACUGGGCAGGAUCCCAGAAGCAUACACGGCAGAAUUGCACUUUUGGCUGACCAGGGCCUCGUGGUUCGUUACCCGGUUGUCCAAAACAAAGCUCAUACCCAUCUGAUCGUGCACAAACAAUAUGCUGAAAGAUAUCGCACGGAAAGAACAGAGUCAGGUGGUCAUAUUGAUAAGUUCCAGCUGCUGAAAUCCAUCUUGGAGUGGUGUAAGACAGGCCCAAAUGGGAUGCGGUUGAGGCAGGAUCUAUAUUUCCAAUUGCAGUUCGAUAAACUCCCGAGAGGUGGGCCCUUACUGCGCAAUUUACUGGCAAAGGGUGAAAAAGGUAACUACCUGGUUUGUAUGAAUGUCUACGAGUCUGAACGCCCAGACUCGCUUUACCGCUGUGUCAAGUACCUCAAAGAUCUUGAUGAGGAGGCAGAAGGUAGGGGUGAUGAGGAAGACGAGGAGGAAGACGAGGAAGAUGAUGAAGAGGAAAACGAGGAGGGUCCCAGUAUUGAAACUCCAGGUUACCAACCUGAUGUCGCCAAGGUCGUUGUUGCCUCGCAUGCCGUCGCUGACUCGGGCCCAAUAGCGAACCUAAUUUACCCUAUUGAGCACCAAAUCUACGAUCUUGUUCAAAAUUCUGGAUCAUUUGGCCUCCCUGCAAUGUCUUUAUAUCGUAAUUUGACUGGUGCAGCCUAUCAAAAGCCUAUCAGCCGGCUAUUGGACGGGUUGUUGGCCACGCCUACGGCUAAAAAGAAGGCCAUACCAAACGAACUAUCCUAUCUCGAUUUCGUCAGAGGCAUUGAUUUUGUUGCUAGGAUGAAGUUUUAUCGUUACUUCACCCAAAUCACGUACGCUCAAUUCGAAAAUCGUCCUGCAAACCCAUGUUGGGGUGUCUUCCCACCCAUGCCUUCAUCCGGGGCCUCGUCUUUACAAAUGUUGAGCUCGAAAGAGAGCACACCUCUCGUUGGAGGUGCCGUUAUAAUCGAAACAGAAAACAGCCAGCAGCUAUCUCAUUUCCAUGGAGAUAAAAAGCUAGAAGGAUCACGUAUUAUUUUAGCUGCAGCCACACCACCAGCCCAAGGGAAAGGAAGAGGUAGACCGCGCAAGAAUGCACCAAAACCUGUGAAUGAAGUGCCCAAAAUCCGAAAGUCACAAGACCAGGACAAGUUCGAUAUCUCCAAGAGGAACUGGAAAGGGGGAACACCCGGAUUCCCUCGCACACGUCUUCCAGCUGCCCUUCUGAGUUCAUUCCAUUCGCCGUCGAUUAACGAGCCAACUACAGAUAACAAAACUCACUCAGUGGUUUCCGAAUCGCCAGUUUCAGACGUUGUCACACAGACACCUGAACCAACUGUGCCAUCUUUGUCCAUUGCCGCGACAAAGCGUGAGGCCGACAUUUUAGCGCUUAUGGCUGCUGAUGGUGGUGCAUGUAUUGGUGGCUUGGCUUUGGCGAAACGAUUAGAGAAGACAGAGAGUAGUGCGUCCACCAUUGAUCGCAAAACUAUUGAAAAGUCUAUUGCUCGCUUGGUUGGCAGCGGAAAGAUAAAGCAGAUUUUUGUUACUGCACCAAUGCGGGGUAUUUUUGUCACACGCUAUAUUAUUCACGACCCUGCAAUUGAUGCUGGCGCGGAAAUAAUCACAAAACUAAAAGCGGAUCUCUCUGAGUCCAUUCAAAAUCCACCCAACGCUACUACACCUUCCAAGCUGCCUGCUCUCGUCGAAGGCGAUAUUUCGGCUCUAAGCUGUGGAAGCACACCGCGUAGGUUUCGUGUACUCGCUUCUGAAGUCAAAACAAAGGUUAACCGAAGAAAGUUUGGCCCUAAGGCUAGUGAUGUUGCAGCUGGUACUGCAAACACCAAUGAAGACAAUGCGAAAAUUACAAAAAUUUCCAAACCGGCUACUCCAAAACGUACUCGUACAGGCCGACUGUCGAGCAUGCUCACAACCAAGAAGCGUAAGCACGAAGAAACUCGGGAAGAAGAUGACCAGCCCGUUCAGAUUGACCCUGAGCGCUUAUACAGGUCAAUUGUGGUCUCGCGAUCUCUUUAUCCUCGAGGCGCUAAUAUUGAUUGGGAAAUGAUUGUAAGUGACAUCCCUGGACUUAGUGCCAGCCGAGCUAGAAAACGCUGGCCAGCGAUCCGUGACCAGUACGGUGGUACAAAGGCACUUUCAAAAGCUACGGAGCAAUGGGAACGACUGUUUUUAGCUGCCUACAGCCGCUCUGAAAUAGAGCUCCACGACCCGGAGAAGGAAGGCUUUAGCCUGCAGCCGUACGUUGAUUUCUGGAUUCAUCAUUCCGAAACUAGUUUGUUCGAUGAUGUGAAGGCUCUGACUACUCGUGCUGACUUCGAAGCAAGAUAUGGUACGAUACGAAGUCAGCCAGUAUCCAAUCCUCUAGAGGGCGUAUUCAACCUUCCAACUAUGGUUCGUGUUGAGGAGCUCAUAACAAACACGUCUUUCUCCGUACCUUCAGGAAGGUCUUUAAACAAGGUGACUGGAUGUGUCGAUUUCACUUCCGAUGAGCAGCUGGUAAGGGCUGUUAUCACGAGCGGCGACGAUCUAUCUCCAGAACGUGCAGCCGGUUUGUUGGGAGAGCUGGGCGAGGAACGCGUCAGCGAAGCAACAGAGGCUUUGGUUUCAAACAAAGUUAUCCACUACACCCCGCGUGAUCCUACAAAGGUACUGCCUGGAAGAAACUACACUCUCAGUGAGCGCGUGACCAAUGCUUUAUCAACUAAGUUAGACACGAGUUUUAGUCGAGAAGCUCGUGAAUUUGUGAAAAGUCUUGCAAACUCAUACCUUGUGCCUCCUACAGUUGAGGACUCGUCAAUUGCUGCGAUUCUCGAGUUGGCGAGCACGGACGGCCUGCACCUCCGUCGCUUGAACCAUACGACAGGCCGAUUAAUUAGUGAUUAUCGGUCUCGAAUGAUCGAAAAGCAGAAACUAGAUUUCGAAGUGGUUGUCGAGGUUUCAAGAUCUUUGAGAAAGCCACCUCCUCUCUACAGCGUUUACCCCGUGUCUAAGAAAUCCAACGAAAUCUACUUUUGGCAGUACUCUGAAUCUGCCUUCGAGGCGGUGGUCUCCAAAGUCUUACUUUUACUGGUGAUGCGGCCUUAUAUUACCCUUGAGCUCAUAGCUGCAAACUUGAAGGCAGUUCUCAGACUCAAUGAGGUCAAAGUCCUGGUGGAGUGGCUCCGCAACACAGGAAGGAUAGACGAAAAGCAUGGUGGCUACAUUGCUAACCUUUAUUGGUUCAGUUAGAGGAAUGCUGAAUUAUCCUAUCGUCAAAACAUAAUUAUUUAAACUUGAAAAUGGCGGCUCUUAAAGCAGAGCGAUAGCGGCAAUACCUGCGACCGCGACAUACAAACCAGCGGCGAGGCUAGAAGCGCCGUUGGCAGGAGUCACACCAGUGCCUUGCUCGACAGGGAGAGUGGCAACGGGAGCAGUAGCCUCAGGAGCAUGGGUCUUGGCGCCACCGUUGACCGUCAAAGUAGUUGCAGCAGUGACCUUGUGUGUGGUAGCCUCUUCCUUCUUGGUGAUAGUACAGGGGCAGUCAGUGACCGUCAAAGUAGUGGGUUCAGUGACGGUGUAGCACUUACCAUUUCCGGGGCACAAGGUGGUAGGCUCAGGGCAGUAGGUAGUAAUAGCAGUGACAACGGUAGUUGUAGUUUCCCUUUCCUCGGGGAUGGUGCAGGGGCAGUCAGUGACCGUCAA